This is a messenger RNA of Lodderomyces oxycetoniae, 4137 nucleotides long. RefSeq names its product tricalbin. The transcript has 2 exons. The coding region runs from base 1 to 4137 and encodes 1378 amino acids. Gene Ontology annotation, molecular function: lipid binding. The record is from RefSeq and is a predicted model, not a curated record. Lineage: Eukaryota; Fungi; Ascomycota; Pichiomycetes; Serinales; Debaryomycetaceae.
AUGGCUGAUGCGCUUGCUUCAGCAGGUGGUGUAGAAGAAAAGGCUUCUAAUCCUAAUGAUAUUCUUCUGCCUCCAAAACAAAUAGAUGUUAAGCAGCCAAUCUCGCCUAGCGAGAAAUUAAAGACGGGCGGUAGCAAAUCCGGCGAGUCUGAGUCUAGGUCCUCGCAAAAUGAAGCUAUUGAUGAGCAACAACAACAAAAGCAGCAGCAACAGCAACAGCAACAACCACAACAUCCGCAACCGCAACAACAACAACCGCAAGGUGGUAAUGGUGGUAAUGGUGUUAGCAACUCUACGAGUUCCGGAGAUUUCACGUACCCCCCUCGAGUCAAUGGUAAAGCUCCUACUUCACCAUUACCUCCCGUACCUUCUCCCGCUCCCGCUCCUGCUCCCGCCAAUAUUCCAAAUAACAAUGGGCUACUGCAGAACCACCCUUUUCCUCAAAUGGACUCUUUAACUCAACAAAGUAACAUAAAUAAGGUGCCUACUUCCGGAUCGGUCAGAUCAGCUGUAUCUAGAACAAAAGAAAGCAAUUCGAUCAAACCAACUACAACUAGCGAAAACGCACCAAGAUCAAAUGGUUCACAAAACACACAAACCAAACCUACUCCCAAUGGCGUUUCAUCAAAAAAGUUAGUACCCAGUGAAGAUUUCGACAUGAGCAAUGUCAAAAGCAAACCGGCACAGAGAGAGCCUGUCGAAACAACAUUUAGAGGCUGGAAAGAAGUAGGUGGUUACGAGGCUGAUGACACAUUAACAGAAGAAGACGAAACAGUGAAUUUAUUAUCAAGGGGGUCGAUUUUCGACCAGUAUUUACCUGCAUACGUAUAUGGAGACUGGUACCAUAAUGCUGGUUACUUGAUUCUUAGUGGGUUGUUAUCGUGGUUAAUUGGGUGGUUGAGAUUUUCAGUUGCUCCCUUGUUUUUCGUUAUGGUUGUUUUUGCUUUAUUGUACCGUGCUUCGGUUAAGAAGUAUCGAGGUUUACUAAGAGAACAAGCGCAACGUGAGUUUUCUAUCAAACAUAUAGAAGAUGACUAUGAGACUAUGGACUGGUGCAAUUAUUUUUUGGAAAAAUUUUGGUACUAUUUAGAGCCUUCAAUAUCUCAAAUUGUAUGCGAGCAAGCUAAUCCUAUUUUGGCCGAUUUGCCGAUCCCUGCAUUUGUCCUGGCAGUUUGGAUUGAUAGUUUUACUUUGGGAACAAAACCUCCAAGGAUCGACAGAGUGAAAACUUUACAGGGCACCUCUGAUGACGUUGUGGUUAUGGACUGGGGGUUUUCAUUCACUCCAAACGCCAAUGUGGAUGCUAACAAUAAACAAUUGAAGAGCAAAGUUAAUGAAAACAUUGUUGUUAAAGCUACAAUUUUUGGUGUGACUUUGCCAGUAACUGUCGGUGAUGUUUCUUUUAGCGGAUUAGCCAGAGUAAGAUUGAGGAUGAUGUCCUCAUUUCCUCAUGUUGAAACAGUUAAUGUGUCGAUGAUGGAACCACCAUCAUAUGACUUUAACACAAAGAUUUUGGGCGAGGCUUCCUGGUGGUGGGAGCUUUUAGCGGUUCCUGGUUUAUACCCGCUUAUCAACGAAAUGGUUAAAAAAUAUGUUGGUCCAAUUCUUUUCAACCCAAUGUCUUUUCAAUUGAAUGUGCAGCAGUUGUUAGCUGGAAAUGCCUUGGACUCUGCUAUUGGUGUUUUGGCAAUCACUGCCGAUUCUGCUAGAGGCUUGAGGGGUUUCAAGACUCUCGGUAAUACAUUGGAUCCAUAUUUGACUUUUAGCUUUAGAGAUAAAGUUUUAGCAAAGACAAAAGUUAUUAGCGAUACCAGCAGUCCUGUUUGGAAACAAGUUGUACAUAUACCAGUUUCAUCUUUAUCUGAGCCAUUAAACAUAACAGUUGUUGAUUUUAACGAUAUCAGAAAAGAUAGACAUGUUGGUGCCAUUCAAUUUGAUUUAGCCGGCUUUGUAGAUAACCUGUCGCAACCACAUCUCACUGCUGCUUUUUUGAGAAACAACAAGCCAGUGGGAGAGCUCAAUUUUGGAAUAAAGUAUAUGCCUGUCUUGAUGCCAGUUAAACAAGCUGAUGGUGCCAUCACUCCGCCACCAGAUUUGAACACGGGAGUUGCAAGAAUAGAGAUAACAGAGGCAAGACAUUUGAGAGGCGGUGACAAAGGUGCCUCUGCAAGUGCAGAGCUCAUUUUUGACAACAAGUCUGUUCUUCAGACUUCAGUUCAGAAGAACACAAACAAUCCUGGAUGGGGAGCAGCAACCGAGCAAAUUGUAUUUGAUCGUACUAAGGCAAGAGUUAAAGUUAUCAUUAAGGAUAAGAGCGGAAGACCUUUUGGUCAAAUUACUCAUAGCUUGAAUGAAUUGAUUGAUGCUACGCAAGUUGAUCUGACGUGGUUCCCAUUGAGUAAAGGUGGUGAAGUUAGAAUACAAACGGUUUGGAAGUCUGUGGAAAUGGAAGGUGCAAGUGGUGCUGGUGGAUACACCACACCAAUUGGUGUUAUUCGAGUGGGUGUUGAGCAUGCAGAGGAUUUGCGUAAUUUGGAAACAAUUGGUAAGAUUGAUCCAUACGCUAGACUUUUGGUUAAUGGAUAUGAGAGGUGUAGAACAGUUGCUUUUGAUUCAACAUUGAAUCCUACUUGGAACGAAAUUCAUUAUGUAUCUAUUUCCUCGCCCAAUCAGAAAUUGACAAUUGAGGUUAUGGAUGUUGAAUCCCACUCUGCAGAUAGAACUUUGGGUUCAUUUGAUGUCAAGUUGAAUACUUUUAUUCAAAAAGACGAGAUGGGUCAGUAUAUUGAACAUGUUGAUAAGAAGAAAAGAACAUCGAAAUUGAUCCAUAAAAAGGGACCAAAAGGGACAGUCACUUAUACCUUGUCAUUCUACCCGGCGCUACCAGUAAUGACACAACAAGAUUAUAAGGAGGCUGCUAAAGCAAAGGAGAAGCUUAAGAAAGAUCAGGAAAAACUGGUAAAAGACGAGAAAAGAACAAUAGAAGAUAGUAAUCAAAUCAACCAAAAGAAAACCACUGCUCAAGAAAAUGGCGCAAAAGCAACCGAUGAUGUUGCUGAUGAUGAUGUUGAAAACGAUGAUGAAGAUAGUGAUGAUAAUGAAGAGGAUGAUUACUUUAGACUGAAACUCAAAUUGUCUCUUGAAGAAUUAGUGGCUUAUAAAAGUGGUGUUUUGGUUUUUGAGAUCAUCGAAGGUACUUUUAGCAGAGAGGAUGUCUACUUACAAGUUUACUCAUCAAACCAAGGUUAUCCCGAUUUUAUUACCAGAAAACUUACAAAGAGGAGUGGUAAGAUUGAAAUUACUGGUGAUUGUGUGAUAACGCAAUUGGAUUGGGCACAGACUUGUUUCCGGUUGGUUAAAAACAAAGAUGACAAUAGGGUUGAUAAAUGUGUUGCUGAAGCAACAAUUCCAACCAUGCAAUUGCUCAAGAAUGGUAAUCAUGAAUCAUAUUCUGUUGAGUUGAAUGGUGCAGGGAACGCCACGUUUAAGAUAUUAUUUUCGUGGAUCCCGUUGAUUUAUAAAUCUGGUAUUCCUCCUCAGGAUUCUGUAGAUAAUUCGGGUAUUUUGACUGUGGAUGUGCUUAAUGCUGAGGACUUGCCAUCCUCCGAUAGUAACGGAAAAUCUGAUCCAUACAUGAAGGUAUACCUCAACAGUGACAAGGAGGCAUUUUUGAAAACCAAGACAAUCAAGAAGACGCUUGAUCCUACUUGGAACCACACCGAACAAGUCGAGGUUGCCAAUAAAUUUGAUUCAGUGUUGAAGUUUGUUUGCUGGGAUUGGGAUAUGGCCAACCCUGAUGACUUAUUGGGUACUGGAUAUGUAGACUUGUGUGAUUACGAUAUGAAAAACGGUUCGGUGGAGGUGAAAAUACCUUUAUUUGGAGAAGCAGGAGAGCCCGCAGGUACAGCGUAUGCCAAGUUAUCGUUCAAGCCCGAGUUUGUAUUGAAUGUUAAGCCAAAGAGUCACACAACUGUAGGAACUGUUGGACAAGUGGGCAAAGGUGUCGGUAAGGGAGUAGGCAAGGGAGUAGGCAAGGGAAUAGGGACCUUGGGUAAAGGAGUCGGAGGUGUUGGAAAGGGACUUGGCGGCGGAUUCAAGGGAAUAAGAAAGGGUUUACACUUUGGAAGCCUGGACUAA